Plasmodium coatneyi is the source of this 1872-nucleotide messenger RNA. RefSeq lists its product as uncharacterized. The record is from RefSeq and is a predicted model, not a curated record. The transcript has a single exon. The coding region runs from base 1 to 1872 and encodes 623 amino acids. NCBI's taxonomy places the organism in Eukaryota, Apicomplexa, Aconoidasida, Haemosporida, Plasmodiidae.
AUGGAGGCGCAGAAGCGGCAGAGCAGCGUGGAGCUAAUCUGCACGGAGAGGCCCGGGUGGGACCCCCUGGACGGUGCAGAGCACAGGGACAGCCACAAGGACAGGAAAGAGCUCCUGCUCAGGGAGCUGCACAACAUGAAAAUGAACCUAUUCGACAAUUCGCCCUUCUCAAAUUAUAUCCACUUUUACGAAAUAUAUAAAAACUUGAAAUGUAUAGUGAAGUAUGAGAAGGAAGUGCCAAAGGGGUCUUGGCUUCUACACCCGAUGGGGAAUAAAAAAACGUACCUUCUCUAUCUUGUGUAUAUUCUUUUUUUACUGUUAAGUAUAUGCCUCUUAUUUCGCCUGCAGACAGUGCUUAGAUUUCCCUGGGGGGUAAACACACAUUAUCAUCCGUGUGAAAUUCACUUCCACGUGUUCUCUACCUUUUCCGUUUUGGCCUAUUGCCUGCUAAAUUUGUAUAUCAUUUUUUUUACAUACAAAACGUUCCUCCACCAUGUGGAUGUCAUGUGUCUGAUAAUCCUCCAAAUGUUGUAUAAUGUCUACAUACGAGAGAAAAACAAAGAAAUUUACCGAAACACGGAAACUCUCAUUGAGGGGUGUAAAAAGAUGUUUAGCCACUUGGACAAAAAAUUUGACCACAUGGUGCUACUCCACGCUGAUGAAGUUUUCAACAAAUUUACAAACAUUUUCAAGUAUAUAAGUAGGGACAGCUACACGAAGGGGGGGAAAAUCGGCACACCAACGAAAUGCGGUGAGCUGUUCAUGGGAAUUGGGCACCGGAGGGAGAAAAUGGGGAAUGCCGAAAAGGCAGAAAAGGUGAAGAGGACCAGAGCAACGCCGAAGAAACCCACCUCUGAUAACCAACCAUGGGAAAGCAACCUCCUCUGCAGCAACGGCCUAUGGAGCAAUUCGCACACAGAUAAAGACGCUACGAUGGCCCCCACAAAGCGUGCAGUCUCCGUAAUUAUAAACAACGAUGAUUUAUACGAAGAGUUGAAUAUCCCCCCAGGGGGAGACAUCCCCAAUUAUAAUUAUCACUGUAUCCACAUGGACAGAAAAAAUAUUUUCAACAUUUUUGGAAACUCCAUUUAUUCAAACAUUUACAACAUAAGCAAUUACAUGAAGUGUAAUCACAACUACAUCCACUCGUUAAUGAUCCAGAAGUGUAGCGAUAAAAUAAAUUACAUAAAAUACUUUUUUUUCUUCAUUCCUUAUGUAAUUAAUUUGUGUGUAAAUUUACUUAUAAAUUUUUACAUCCUUUUUUCCGUGUAUUACUACAACAAUGCCGUUCCUUUAGUCCCGCCUUACGAGCUAGCCAAAAUGCACAUUUUAAAUUUGCGAAAUUAUAAAGGCAUAUAUUACAUUCUGUUCAUAUUUUUUUUUAAUUUUUUUUUUUUUUUAUAUGCUCUUUUCCUUUCCAAAUUAAAUAUCAUUCACGUCUUCCUCAAUCAGAUUUACAAGAAUUGCAAAUAUGAGUCCAUUUACUAUUGUGAGCAUGUCAUGAAUGAGAUUUACGAAAAUUGCAUUUUUUCCCACAUUGUACAGAUAGUACUGAACAGAAAGGGCGUCAACAGGCUGCAUCAUGGAGGGACCAAGGGAGACGCCCUGUUGGAGAAAGCGCCUGACCAGACAAAGUGGAAAGGCCUAUCCCCAGACGCCUCUCAAGAUUACCACGUCCAGGUGAAUAACCCAGGCGGAACUUCUCACGAUGUUGGUAACACCCUCCAGAGGAAGAACCCGAAUGUUAACAGGAACAAAUCCCACGACAUUAACUUUCGAACGUGUCAGGAGGUAGAUUCCUUCUUCGGUAACAAGGAUUCCCACCCGGAGUAUGACGUCUUCGAGUGCACUAAAUAUUUCAGCAUGAGUUAA